AUGUCCGCUUCAAGCUCCGCUAAUCCUUUGGCGUCGUUCUAUCCGGACAUCGGAGCUCCAUCAGCAACAUUUUCGACAGAGGGACUUGAACCGCUGUCAUACGAGGUCAACCCCGCAGGCGACGGCAAAAGCGUCCGCAACCAUCCCCGUCCCGAUGGCAAGCUGAGCCCAUUCUACCACAAGAUGUGGCACGGCGACGGGGGCCCGAACUCAAAGCCUUGGGUUGACUUUCAUGUCUACCACCAGCCCAACAACCCAAACCACGUUCAGUACGCACACAAGCUGUACGAGGCGGUGCGUCGCGAGUUCCCUGAACUAAGGACUUAUCGAUUCUUUGAAGGUCCUCUCGGUCCGCACCCCAUUCCGAUGUUUGAGAUCAACGUCUGCACGCCCGCCGAACUGGGUGCUCUUUUUACGUGGAUGAUGGCAAAUCGAGGGCCGUGCAGUGUUCUCAUCCAUCCCAACACGGGUGACGAGGCUAACGACCACACCGUAAGAGCGACUUGGAUGGGCGACAAGGUUCCCUUGGACGUCGACCUUCUUCGGGCAGUUGAUGCUAAGCACGCUGCCGACAGGAGUGCGUAG
This is a messenger RNA of Cutaneotrichosporon cavernicola, 585 nucleotides long. RefSeq lists its product as uncharacterized. The record is from RefSeq and is a predicted model, not a curated record. The transcript has 3 exons. NCBI's taxonomy places the organism in Eukaryota, Fungi, Basidiomycota, Tremellomycetes, Trichosporonales, Trichosporonaceae. The coding region runs from base 1 to 585 and encodes 194 amino acids.